AUGCACCUCACUGUUGUUCACUAUUUUCUAGUUUUAUUUGUGGCCUCUUUGUAUGUACACACCGGUUUCUGUCUUGGUGAUGGACUUCCAAGCAGUUUGGGAUCAUCAUGCAUUGAGGAAGAGAGACGAGCUCUUCUCACCUUCAAGCAGGAUCUCAUUGAUCUCGCUGGUAGGCUUUCUUCUUGGGCAGGCCAUGAUUGCUGUCAGUGGAAAGGAAUUUCAUGCGACAACCUUACUGGUCAUGUUGUAAGGGUGGACCUCCGGAAUGAUUAUCCAUAUGUUGACGAUUAUGAAGAUGAAUAUGUUGUAAGAGAGUCUGCCCAACAAUUGGCUUAUGAUCAGUCUUGCUUGAGAGGUAAGAUAAAUCCUUCUUUACUUGGCUUGAAGCAUUUACAUUACCUAGACCUUAGCCGGAAUGAUUUUGAAUGGAUUCAAAUUCCAACGUUCUUUGGGCAGCUCAGAAGUUUGAGGUAUCUCAAUGUCUCCUAUGCAGCAUUUGGGGGAGACAUACCUUCUUCUUUUGCUAACUUGUCGAACUUAAACCAUCUUGACAUCAGUCGAAAUUUCUUUGAAGCAUCUUCGAAAAACUUGGAUUGGAUUUCUCAUCUCUCUUCCCUGAAGUACAUCAAUCUAGGAAAUCUAUACCUUGGCAGCAGAGGAGAAAGUUGGUUUUAUGCUAUUAAUAUGCUUCCUUCCUUGUUAGAACUACGUUUGUCUUCGUGCCGAAUUCACCAAACCCUUCCCCUCUCACUGCAAACCACUAACCUCACAUCACUUUUGGUCCUUGACAUAUCAUAUAAUGAUAUUAAUUCUUCAUUUCCCAGCUGGCUUUUUAAUCUUACCAACCUCAAGCAACUUGAUCUGAGCAACAACCUUUUCGGCCGUCUCAUUCCCAGUGAAUUUUCAAACCUCAAAAUUCUGGAAGACCUUCGUUUGUCUGGAAUAGGACUCGAAGGUCAAAUUCCACAACUCAAAGGAAAUAUCUGCAAUCUAAAGUCCUUAGAUCUUUCAGGGAACGAUUUUGAAACAGGAGUUCACGAGUUCUUUAGAACUUUGUCAGAUUGUCCGAAUAAGACAAUAGUGCAUCUUCACCUUGAUUCCAAUUAUAUGUGGGGCUCAAUUCCAGAAUCUGUUGGAAACUUGUCGUGUUUGAAAACACUUGACCUGUCUCAUAAUUUUAUGAACGGGUCCAUUCCAGAAAGUCUAGGACAACUGUCUGAGCUAGUUAAGUUAUCUCUGUCUGAUAAUUCCUGGGAAGGGAUUAUAACUGAAGCUCACUUUAGAAAUCUCACCAGCUUGAAAAAAUUUGUUUUAUGGACAUAUAAACCCAUUCCCCUUAUUUUUAAGGUGUCUAAUGAGUGGGUUCCUCCUUUCAAGCUCAACUUGAUUACCAUUGUGAAUUGUCAAGUAGGUCCAACCUUUCCGCUCUGGCUUAUAUCUCAGACUGAAUUAGUUAAUGUCCAGCUUGACAAUACUAGUAUCUCGGACUCCAUACCAGAGAACUGGUUGUUGAAGAUAUCCUCCCGAGUCGAAACACUGAUUCUAUCUAACAACCAAAUUGGUGGAAAGCUUCCAUUGCAAAUGGACUGGCCAAACUCAACGCUGAUUGAUUUAAGUUAUAAUCAACUUGAGGGCCCACUUCCACUUUGGUCCAGUAAUAAUACAUUCCACCUUGAUCUAGGAAGCAAUUUAUUCUCCGGGCCCAUGCCCUCAAACUUCGGCCAAUUAAUGCCCAACUUACGAUACUUGCUUCUCUCUGAGAAUAAUCUGAAUGGUAGUAUUCCAAAAUCUCUUGGCAACAUGCAAAGCUUAUUUAUCCUUAACCUAAGAAGCAACCAAUUGUCAGGAGAAUUUCCUCCCCUGUGGAAUUCUUGGCAAGAUAUAGUUGUUAUGGAUGUGGGUAACAACAGUCUCUCUGGUCACAUACCCAGCUCAAUGGGUGUCCCAAGUUCUCUUGAGAUAUUGAAGUUGAACGACAACAAAUUUGAAGGUGAGAUUCCUUCUUUCCUUCGAAAUUGCCCUUAUCUGGAAAGUAUUGAUCUUGGAGGCAACAAGAUUACUGGAAUUGUACCAUCAUGGAUAGGCCUAGACAUGCCCCGGUUGACUAUGCUAAGAUUGAGAUCCAACUAUCUACGUGGACAUAUUCCCCGUCAAUUGUGCAAUCUUCAAUACCUUCAUCUUCUAGACCUUGGUCACAACAACUUUUCGGGUACUAUUCCCAAGUGUUUGAAUAACCUGCGUACUCUGGCAUAUCAUAAUUCCAGUGAUGAUCUUGUGACAAGAUUUGCUUGGUACAUUGAAGAAACAACAGUGAUUUUAAAAGGACAGGAACUUGUGUACAUGGACACUCUGCAGUUUGUAGCCAGCAUUGAUCUCUCGUCAAACAAUUUAGAAGGUGAAAUCCCUGAAGAAAUAAGCAGUCUUGUUGCAUUGGGUACCUUCAACUUGUCGAUGAAUCAGUUAAGUGGAAACAUUCCCUCACAAAUUGGAAAUUUGCGUUGGUUGGAAACUCUUGAUCUCUCACACAACAAGCUUUCAGGACGGAUCCCUAAAAGUUUUGCUUCUUUAACCUCAUUGUCGCACUUGAACUUGUCUUACAACAACUUGGCGGGAAGAAUUCCUUCAGGCUUCCAACUCCAGACACUUGAAGAUUCAUCCAUUUAUGAGGGUAAUCCGUUACUGUGUGGGGUUCCUCUUUCAUUACAUUGCCCGGGAGAUGAUGACAAAAAUGAUGAGGGUGCAGAAGACGGUGAAGAAGAUGGAAAUGGGAAUGAAAAGCUUGGGUUUAGGGUGAGCAUGGUACUCGGCUUUAUUGUUGGCUUUUGGGGUGUUUGUGGCACAUUAAUCAUAAAAAAGUCAUGGAGGUGUGCCUACUUCCGAUUCUUUGAUGAUAUCAAGGACAAGGCAAUGCACGCCGUUGUAUUGAAGUUGGCACAUCUGCGAAGGAACUCUUAA
Molecule: messenger RNA, 2955 nt
Organism: Fragaria vesca subsp. vesca
Lineage: Eukaryota; Viridiplantae; Streptophyta; Magnoliopsida; Rosales; Rosaceae
Product: receptor-like protein 12-like
Exons: 1
Coding region: 1-2955 (984 amino acids)
Molecular function (GO): protein binding
Source: RefSeq, a predicted model, not a curated record